This is a messenger RNA of Durusdinium trenchii, 2000 nucleotides long. Lineage: Eukaryota; Dinophyceae; Suessiales; Symbiodiniaceae. The record is from the annotation of a GenBank genome assembly.
UCUGUUUUGGCGACUGAGUUCCGAUGGGCAAGUCCUCAUGGAAGCACGAAAACUGGUGAGUGGACGCUUGGGGGCUCAACUGCUGCGGUGUGGAAAACAGCAAGGAAGGCCGAAGUUCACUGCAACAACAGCGCCGCCAGCGCACCUGGUGUAUGACCAGCUGCCCGACAAAGCUACAUUGCUUCUUGUUGCCCAGAGUGCUGCGUCGAGCAAUUACAAGGACCAGGUUUUCUGGCAAAACUGCAGCUCACAGGCUCGCAGAUUGUGCCAGGAUGACUUACACGCGCUCGCAUGUUACGCUGCCACUGCCGCGUCAGCCCAGCAUCAAGACGACGAAUUGCUGUACAAUGUUGGUGACAUGGCUGUUGCGGCAGCUGAAAACAAUAUGCUGGAGCCGGGGAAUUUGGCUUUAGUCCUUCAAUCUCAUGCCAUUCUUGCGUUCCGCAAUGACCGAGUUGUGGGAAGAAUGGAAUCGGAACUUUUUGAGAUGCUGAGACAGUCAAAGGCUACUGCAGCGUGUUUGGCCACCUCGCUAUUGUCUUUGUCCCAGCUGUUUUCUGCCUCCGCACUACCAGAUCGAAGUGAAAGGUGCGAGAGAUCUGAACUAAUAGACGGAGGAGCCAGAGUUGCAUUGGAACAUCUGUCCUUUUUUACAGUUGCGCAGCUUUGCAAUCUCUUGCAAGCUAUGGCAAACUUCAGAAUCCGUGGUGAUCGACAAGUGUCAGCCCUGCUUCUUGGAAUCAGCAAUUCACUUGCUCGACAAACCAGCGAGCUGAGCUCAAAGGAUUGUGGUACGAUAGCCAAAACGUUUGCCGUUUGCAGGGUUCAUGAUGAAAGGAUUUUGACAGCACUUGCAAGCAGACUACGUGAAAAAGACGUACGAACUCUUCUGACAGCUGAGGAGCUUUCAAGUGUGCUGUAUGGAUUUGCAAAAUUUACCAGUCAAGACAUUGCUUUGUUGGAUUUACUAUCCAUAGAAGUUCGGCGCCACCUGCAUGCCUUGGACGCUACCCUGAUGAGCUCGAUGCUUGCAUCAUUGGCCAAAGCUGGGGUGAGCUGCCCUGUUCUGACAGGCCGUGCAACCCAAAUACUUCGCCGCACCCUUCCAGGAAAUGAGUCUGCAGUGUCACACCGUGUGUCACACCCUUGCAACCUUCAGCUUGCAACUUUUAGUGAACUAUCCGCGUUAACUAUGGCAUUUGCAAAGUUUCAAGUCCGAGACUCCCGUUUGCACGAAAGGCUGGCGCAAGCCUUUCUUGAGUGCAACGAUUCGAUCCAACCAAUAAAAGCACUAGAAGUCCAGUCUUGUCCUGAGCUCAUCAAUGUAGUGCACGCCUUUGCAAAGGUACAUAUAGCACCUGUGAAACUAUUUGGUGCGGUCAUGGGCUUGUUGCUCUCACGACCACCUGAAGAGUUGAGCACUCGAGAUGCUGUGAAAUUCCUGCAUGCAUUGGCGAAGGUUGAGUACACCAUUUUACCACAAAUGAAAGGACACAUCCUCGCAGCAUUGUCUCCUCAUCGGUUGAACGAGCUUGGGGUUUUUGAGCUACUGAAGCUGGCAGUUGCUGCGCGCAAGCUCGGAUUGGAUUUGCCACAACUGGAAGCGCAGGUUGGUGCAAUACUUCCGAACGAGCCUUCUUUACAGAGUCAGAGUGGAAAUCCUCAACGCCGCCCUGUCAGCAAGAGGCGACGCAGAAAAAGCGCUCGCAAACAAAAGUGGAGCUGGUAGAUGAUGCAAAGAGCUUUUUCAGGGAAGGAAGAUGGCAAGCCCAAGGAAGUUUGAUCCAAAGGAAGAACAGAUGAGGUCGCCUGUUGUUUCCAUCAAUUUCAGAGACACGAUUGGGAAGGCUUAUUUGCGUGUACUGGUAGCUGGACAUUCUCACACCUGGUUGUGCUGAUGGUUGAUGACUCAACGACAGAGUCGAUGGAAAAUCUGCAAGAACAUCGAUGCCUUUGGUUUCAUUUUCAAUUGAGAUUGGUUCUGCUCAAUACCGGCGUUU